Molecule: messenger RNA, 4719 nt
Organism: Durusdinium trenchii
Lineage: Eukaryota; Dinophyceae; Suessiales; Symbiodiniaceae
Source: the annotation of a GenBank genome assembly
AUGGCCGCAGAGCUGGAGGAGACCUUGCUGCGGGCAUUGGAGAUGGGUGUCCAACGGGCGGCGAGCAUCUUCGACAAGACGGCAGAUGCCGAGGUGAUUCAUCGGGGUCAGUUCGUGACCGAAUCAGAGGCCGCCAAGUUCUCUUCCCUGGCCUCCUGGAGCCUGAGCUUCCAUGUCGGUUUUCACAGCAACUCUCAGAUCAUCAGCCAUUUGCUGCACCUCAUUGUCCAAAUGGCCUUGUUCCCAAGGCCUGAGAAGGCCGAUGCCAAGCUGCAGAUCGGCUCCAGAUCUGCCUUCACCACUGACCAUGGGGCCCAGGUGGGAUCAGACGGGCAGCCUCGCAGCAAGGGUGUGCAGCAUCCCAGCCGUACGUAUCAGGUGCCCGGCUGGCGCCCCAUCGUGGAUGGAUCGGCCACCAAGCCAAAGGGCGGCCCCCGUGGAUGGAGACGGAGCAUUCAGGAUGCUCAGCAGUCGAAAAGAAGUCCCACCGUCCGCAUCGGUGGCGGCUGGCACGUGCUCCGGGAGGAGCCCGAGAAUCAGCUGGCGGAGCGCACGCCCAGCCCGAGCUGCUCCCCCGCAAGAAGCCGAAGCCCCGAUCCAGAAAAGCAUCCCUUUGCGCACGGAGCGCCUUCCCAGGACACGCCCAUCGAGCGCUAUGCCUUUGGGGCCUAUGCCACCGGCAUGUCCUAUGGGAACACCGUGGCGAGCAAGGAUCCGGCCAAGCUGGCCAGAGAGGUGAGCCGUGGAAAGUUGCGGCAUUAUGGCUUCUAUCGCGUGCUGAAGCCUCGAGAGCCGGUGGUGCCCGCCAUCACCAACGGCUCCCUGCCGCCGAGCCCCAGAAGCGAGCCGCUAGAGGAGCUGCCAGGCAGCAUGACCAUCUUCGCGCCGGAUGCGAUUCAAAUUCCAUCGCCACGGCCCUCGCCCCGACCCCGUGCGGCGCGCGCACGGCCGAGCUCUGCGAGAUAUACGCGGGACUUUGAGCGGCGGAGCAUUCCGGAGCCAGGACGAGCUGUGGGGCUCGCCUGGGAAGAUUUGGGGCCAGCUGUGGACACCGGGACCAUCCUGUUCACCGGUGAGUUGACGGAAUUUGAUCCGCAACUGGCAGGGAAUCGCCUGGCAUCACUUGACUGCGGCUUCAACGGCCCAGCUCAGCUGCGUAGAGGUUCGACCCUCGGCUCUGAGACCGAUGGCGUUCCGGGGCGGGGCGCCGACUCCUUGACACGAGCAGAACGAGUCGCUGAUGAGUUUCUGGUUCAGUGCAACUUGUCUGGUUUUUCUUUGAGCUGGCCCCGGGCUAAGACGGCCUCGGUGGGUGUGGAGGCGGAGGUGAAAGAAGGAGACCUGAUGGAGAAGAUACCUAGUAUGCGAUGGCAGGAUGAUAACCACAGCCACAUCAACGAAAUGCUUGUGACCUUUGGAAUUCGGGCUUCGAGGCACCGCCUCUUCCGGAUCUCCGAGAAGGACGGCCAAAAAGCUGAAGGAGUCCAAGCAGCCGGCCAAGCCAGUGAAGGGGGCUGCGAAGCCGAAGCCGAACAAGAAGGAGCGUCCCACGGCGCGAUAAGAAGCUGCGUCGCCACGGGGCAAUACCUGCGCCACGGCGAGGAACGAGUUCAUGAGAAGCUGGUCCACGGCGCUGCCCCACAGGCUCCUGUCGUGGCUGCUGAUGGGUCUGAAAAGAUGCGCGCGGCACUGCAAGCCUUGAAGCAGCGGAGAGCGGACUUGGACGCUGCACACCAAGAGCUGGGGGCCUCCAAGAAGAAAGAAGAGGAACUGCAAAAGCAGCUCCGAAGUGUUCGAGCGGAGUUGGAUGCGGAACGCACCUCGAAGGCCUCCGCGACGGAUCAGCUGCAGUCCGCCCUGAAAAUGCUCAAGUCGGACCUCCAAGCAGCUGAGCUGGCCAAGGCCUCGCUGGCCUCAGAAGCAGAGAUCUUGAGGUCUCAGGAGAAGGAGCGACAACAGGAGCUGGAAAAGCUUCGACAGGCAGCCUCGGAGUCUGCAGCGAAGGUGACCCACCUAGGUGCACAAUUGCAGCGUGCACAGCAAGAGAAAGCGUCGACGAACGAGGAGGCGGAGAACCUCAAGAGGCAGACGGUGGCUGCCAAGACGGAGCUGGAGGCCUGUCGCCGCAAGGAGCUCCAGCUCGCCUCAGAGCUCCAGCUGCUCAAAACGGAGAAGCUGGAGAUCCUUCAGAAGGCCAAGGCUGAUGCUGCAGAAAACGCUGAGAAGUUGCGCCUUUCCCGCAGUGAGCUGGAGGAGCUUCGCGGCGUGCAGGCCGCCUAUGAAAGCCAGGUGGACGCCCUGCGGAGCGAGCUUUUGGCCGCCAAGGUGGGGCUGGGCAAGGCCGAGGGCUUGCGGGACGCCGCAGUGCAGGAAGUGGAGGCUAUGCGCUCGCAGUUGAAUUCUUUGCGGGAUGAUCCUUCUUCAGCGCGAAGAUGGGGUCCCAGCGCUGAAGUGAAGGCCGACGUCGAGGCGGCUUGGGGCUCCUUUCACCCGACCCUCGAACGGUUGCAGGAAGCCUUAUCCUCCGCCGGUCUUCUCCAGGCCACGGCCGCCUCCCAAAGGCCCCGGACGGAGACGGCGGAGGCCACCCCUGCCGUGCCACGGAAGCUCAAGAGAGACCGAGAGGACCCGCGUUUAGGCCGAAGAGAGGAGAGGAUGCCAGCGGAGAAGAAAGACAAGAAAGAUACAAAAAGGGCCAAAAAGGAGAAGAUUGAGAAGAAGGGGAAGAAGGAGAAGAAGCGGAACGGCCAGAACGGCGACGAGUCGGACGUUCUGAAGAAGCAAACAUCUCCACCAGAGGAGUCGAGUGCCCAGUGGGAGGAGACCUCAGUUCGAUGGCCGGAGUCACAGCGAUGGUCGAGCUCCGACGAGCUGCCGGCACCGAUCCUGAGAGCUUCCGGACGGUGUGGAGGGGCUCGCGGGUGCCGAGUGAAAAUCAACAGCGAUCCUCUCCAGGUCAUUGACGUGAUCUCCUGGAGACCUCUGGGAGAAAACCUGUGGUUCCCCAACCCUCAAGCCAACGUCCAGUGCGGGCGCUGUGAGGACAAGGUGCCACAGAGGCUGGGCCAACUUCGAGGGGGCAACGGCCGAUCGUCCUUCAUGUGCGAUGAGCGCCUUUUCGUGGUGUCCCCCAACGGCCAGCAGCAGUGUGGGGGAGAGUAUGUGAUUCUUUCAGAGACUGCGAAUGGCCAUCCAGUGUGGGAGCAAAGAGCCGGGAACUUCUGGCUGUACUCAGGUGCCAAUGGUAUGUGGAUCAUUGGUGGUCGUGAGGCAAAAGACAAGGCCUUCAAGUGCUCCCAUGGCCAGAUCUUUUGCCGCACCUCCCACGGCGGCGUGCCACCGGACCAAGUGAAAGGUGUUUGGGAACGUUUGCACGGUGAACACUUUUUGGAGGAUUCGGCCCUCGUCGUCAUGGCGGCCACGAAGGUGCGCCUGCCUCCAGCCUUGCGCGUCGUCGCACCCAAUGGACAGCAACGAUCCGCGGGCGACUAUGUCUUGACCGAGACCUUUGCACAGGGCCUGCCUGUUUGGCAGCAUCAGAAUGGGAAGUGCUACCUCUACUGCGGCGUCAACGGCUCAUGGAUCCUGGGCGGCUCUGAUGCCAAGGAGAAGGACUUCAAAUGCGCCAAAGGUGUGAUCUACUCCAAGCGGACAAGUGGUGGACUGAUGCCGGAGAAGGUGGGCGGUGUUUGGCUACGCUUGGGUGGCGACCAAUUCCAAGAAGAUAGCGACAUCGCUGUCACGAUCAAGCCUCAGCGUCUCUAUGUGCAGACUCCAAACGGUCAACACAGGUGCGCUGGGGAGUACGUGCCGUUGGCGGAUCGCAUGGCCAAUGGCUACCCCUUGUGGGAGCACGCCACCGUGGGCCGAUGCUGGCUCUACUCAGGCAGCAACGGCAUGUGGAUCAUCGGAGGCACCGAUGCUGCAGCGAAGAACUUCGUGUGCACACGCGGGGUCAUCUACUGCCAGGCGGUUCAUCAUGGUCAGAUGCCUGACAAGAUGGUGGGGAACUGGCUGCGCUUGGAUGGUGAGAAGUUCAGAGAGGAUGCAGCCAUUAUGGUUAGCACGGAGCCGCCUUCGCUGCACAUCCUGUCCCCAAAUGGGCAGCAUAGGUGUGGUGGGGAGUACUUGCUGAUCUCUGAGCGCUUUCGCGGGCAGCCCGUGUGGAAGCAGCGGCGAAGCCAUUUCAGGAUUUGCACGGGAUCUGAGGGUCACUGGAUAGUGACCAACGCAGAGCCGAAGGAGGAGGAUGCAGAACAAGCCGUUCUGAAAUGUGAGGAAGUCCAUGGUGGUCAGAUGCCUGACAAGGUGACGGCCUCCUGGAGCCGAUUAGAUGAGAAACAAGGCUCCAUGGUGAAGGAUGACCUGAUCAAGGUCUCCUUGACCUCGUCCAUCGCGAAGCCGGCGAAGCUCAAUGUCACCUCGCCCCAUGGGCAGCAAAACUGCGGUGGAGAGUAUGUGCUGGUGGCCGGAGAGUCUGCCAAUGGCCAUCCCUUGUGGAAGCAGAUGGGUGGCAAAUUUUGGCUCUACUCAGGCACCAACGGCUUGUGGAUCAUUGGUGGAGGUGGCGCGAAGCGGAAGAACUUCGACUGCUCCAGGGGCGUCAUCUACUCGGCCACAUCCCAUGGAGGGCAGCUGCCACACCAGGUGGGUGGCCUUUGGCUCCGCUUGCACGGACAAGAGUUCGUGGAAGAUUCUAAGAUUCGCGUCAGUGAGUGA